UUUGAAAUACAUUUUCCUAGCGUUUAUGUUUAAAAUCAUUUUCUUACACUCUUUCUACAAUAUUUAGGGUGUUGGGUAUCGGAUUUGACGGAGUGUCAUCGAAUUUCCCUUUUACUAUUACCAGGUCAUCAUAGCUAUUCUAAGCUGUUAAUCUUUUUAAUUAGAUAAUCUGUUACUAGCAAUCCCCCUCUUUGGGGGCAUUAAAUACAAUUGGAAAAUCAUUACACCCCCGGCAAACACCACUUUUAAGUAUAGAGAGAACAAGACUGGGAACAGAAGACAGCCUUGUUUUACCCCGUUUAUUGUAUCGAAGUACACUGACCAUACAAAUUUCUUAUUGUGUUUAUGAAUUUGUUUGAGCGGCCAUAUUGCAAUAAGUUGUGUGAUAACAAAUAUGGUAGGGUUCAAAGGCUGCCCAGAAUCGACAAAAAACAAAAAUAAUUGAAAUCAUCUUUUUAUACCUCGUUCCUCCCACUUAGAAUUUAUUCAAUUAAUUGAUCUAAAGAUAAAUCUAUUAUGGAAUACUACACACGGAAUACUUCUUGAAAUUCUUUUUUUCACAGAGAAAACACUUCAAGCCUUUUUUCGUUGAUUGGACUGUUUUAUCUUUCUGCUCAGUAAAAUAUCUUUAAUUGAUGAGAUAGGGCAGUUAUCAGGGACUGUUGGAAAUAAUUUAUAGUAAAUUUGCUUAAAAAAUCGGCCUUGGGGCACAGCAGCGGGCAUAGUUCGCGUUCCAACAGUUCGCACCUCCGGGCCAUAAAUAUUUUUUUUAACUGUACAUAAAUCGUUAUGUGUUUAUGUUUGUCUAUAUUUUUAUUGGAAAUCCAUAUAUGUAUUUUUAGCGAGAAUGUAGGGGCAGACCCACCGAACCCGAGGAAUAUCAAAUACUCGGAAACGAAUGACUACAAUCCAUUCCAUUUGACGACGAAGAAAAUAUUCUUGCGCAAAUGUUAGUUUAUAAAACCAUACUGAAAAUGUGAAACAGAGGCUGGGUCGUCCAAUUACGUGGGUUCAAACGUUUCUUCACAUCCAUUCGAAAACUUCGUGGGCGUCUGUUGAUCUCACUUUCGACACAGCGACAAAUACAAUAAGGUCUUGGAUAUAUAGGUCAUGCCCUGCUAGCCGAACUUCGGGAUUUCCGCGUGGGCUUGAAAUGCCUUCUGCAACUAUCUUUCGCAACUGAGCAUCGCGUUCCACUUCUCCUUUCGAUGGGCUUCAGGCGUUCAGUUCUUCGUUUGCACCCUCUCAGCAAUGGAUCUGAAGGUGUUGUUGACAAUAUUCGCAAUAUGCUUUUUCGUCGUCGAGACAAUUGGAGGUCCGAUUCAAUUUCCCACCGAUGACUCCGGCGCGAUCGGAGAGGGUAGGACGUUCCACGGGGACCACGGCAAGUUCCACCACAAGAAAAAGAAGAAGAAAAAAAAGAAACACGGGUGUUUAUUUCAUCACCACAGAUCCGCAAAUCCGCGGAACGAGCCGGAAGGAAGGACUUUCUUUCUAGGGUUGAACUAUUACGACACGGACAUACACAUCGUGAAUCCCGGUUACAAGCCGUACCGGCCGUCGGGAGGACAACAAGGCGGAGGAGGUGGAAACGAUUGCGGCGGAAACGGGAUUCACCAGGGUCUCGGAUUGGGAGGAUUGGGUGGAUUGGGCGGAAUCAACCCAGGGAGUUUAGGCAGCCUUGUAGGUUUAGGAGGAGGAGGAGGAGGCAGUAGUGGUAGCAGCAGUAGCAGCAGCAGCAGCAGUAGCAGCAGCAGCUCGAAUGGAGAUGAUGACAAUGACGAAGACUACGACUACAGCGAUGGAGCGCCAAGCAGCAAUAACGACAACGGAAGCAAUUCGAUUGGCCAAGGAGUGAGCAACCUGAGCUCUUUCGUAGGGACUGUUCCUGGUGCAGUCUCCUCGGUUUUCAGCACUAUAGGCAGUGGCAUUAGACCAGUAUUUGAGAGACCGGAGAGAUAUUUCAAUUACUAUGUAAUAAGACCGAUAAAUAAGUCAUUGAGAACAUUUGCCAGUUUGUUCUAAAAUCAACUCUUUCAGUUAAAAAUUAAACUGAGCCACCAUUGGCUUCAACCGAUGAACCUUAUAAUAACCAAAAAUCUGUAAAUAUGUUUUUUAAAUCAUUCAACAAUUAACUGGCUGCACAAAUCGUAAUUUCAAUAUUAUAAAAGAAAUAAUGUUUCUAUGUUUCAAAGGCCAUUUUUAUAAUAAAUAGUAUACUAUUUGCAGUUUUAAAAAUAAAAUUAUGUUUGUGAAGAUUUAGAUUUUAGUUAAUACUGUUAUGUACAACGAAAAAAAAAUCAAAUGUCGAAUGAAAUUAUUUGAGUGAUUAAGUACUAAUUUUUAAACUGUACCAAAAAAAGCACAAGUCAUGUUUUUUUAAAGAAUAAUACAAUUUAGGAAUAAUUCUAGAAAAUUACAAACAUUAUGAUUAAAAUAUACGUUAUUAUGACAAUUAUAACAAAUCUACCAUUUUGUAAGUUUAGUAAUUUUAACCUUUUAUGCAUGAAUUUUUAAUUAAAACAAGUGUAUAUUGUAACCCGUUAGUUACCAGUUGUUCUAUGUAUGCUUUAUAAGACUGUAUUUGUAAAUUAAAAUGUUUAAGUUUUUUA
This is a messenger RNA of Cimex lectularius (bed bug), 2612 nucleotides long. RefSeq names its product AF4/FMR2 family member 4-like. The transcript is spliced from 4 exons. NCBI's taxonomy places the organism in Eukaryota, Metazoa, Arthropoda, Insecta, Hemiptera, Cimicidae. The record is from RefSeq and is a predicted model, not a curated record. The coding region runs from base 1252 to 2025 and encodes 257 amino acids.